This is a messenger RNA of Salvia hispanica, 1848 nucleotides long. Its product is annotated as Peptidase S41 family protein. Gene Ontology annotation, biological process: proteolysis. Lineage: Eukaryota; Viridiplantae; Streptophyta; Magnoliopsida; Lamiales; Lamiaceae. Gene Ontology annotation, molecular function: serine-type peptidase activity; protein binding; endopeptidase activity. The record is from RefSeq and is a predicted model, not a curated record.
UACAACCAAUCAAUUUUGCAUACAAAAUUGUGGCUGCAAAAUCUUCCCGAUUUUCCAAAUGGAAGUGAUUUUGGGAAGCUCCGCCGCUUUUGCCGCCGCUCCAUCUUUCGCUGUCUGCUAUUCUCGCAGAAAUCCCACUGCUCACUCUUCCGAGGUGCUUCUCUUGAACUAUUAUCCUGUAAAGAAUUGUGGAAGCUGGUAUUUGAAGAGUAAAGAGCAAAGUUCUGCAAUUUGUUUCUCAUCACAGUCUGCUGAUCGGAGCAACGCAUUCAAGAAUUUCCCCCGGUCGUUUUGGUGGCUCAAUAAGAGACUUGCACUGCAUUGCAGUUUCUUUGGCCUCAAGGCUGAAUGCAUUCCCAGGCUCAGGAAAAUUUCCAUCAGCCUACAGAAAGAAGUGAAACGUGUAGAAACCAUUAACAAUGUCGUUCCUUCGUUUUCUCUCCAUCUUAUAGCUGGAGUGAUGCUUUUCAUGACACUAGGCGUCUCAGUCGCUAAAACUCCGUCAUGGGCCCUUACCGAAGAAAAUCUUCUAUUUUUGGAAGCAUGGAGAGCAAUAGACCGUGCUUAUGUCGAUAAGACUUUCAAUGGGCAGAGUUGGUUUAGGUAUAGAGAGAACGCACUGCGCACUGAACCUAUGAACACAAGAGAAGAGACUUAUGCUGCUAUAAGGAAGAUGGUUGCUACUCUAGAUGACCCUUUUACUAGGUUCUUGGAGCCUAAAAAGUUUAAGAGUCUGCGGUCAGGAACACGGAGCACUCUUACUGGAGUCGGGCUAUCUAUAGGGUACCCUAAGAAAGAUACAUCGGAUUCUGGACUAGUGGUUAUUUCAGCUGCUCCGGGAGGUCCUGCUUUCAAGGCUGGAGUUUUAUCUGGGGAUUUUAUUCUUGCAAUAGAUGAUAAUAGUACAGAAAGCAUGGAAAUAUAUGAUGCUGCUGAGCGCUUGCAGGGACCAGAAGGAAGUAAAGUGGAGUUAGCUGUACGCCAUGGUUCUGAGACAAGGCGCCUAUCCUUAAUACGAGAGAAAGUUUUAUUAAAUCCAGUGAAGUCCCGAGUAUGCAGACCUACUGGUUUGGGAGAGGAUGGUCCUCUGGUUGGAUAUAUAAAACUUACAUCAUUCACCCAAAAUGCUUCUGGUGCUGUGAGGGAAGCAAUUGAAACAAUGAGGGGGAACAAUGUAAAUUCCUUCAUACUGGACCUCCGUGAUAAUAGUGGCGGCCUGUUUCCUGAAGGAGUAGAAAUUGCUAAAAUUUGGUUGGACAAAGGUGUGAUCGUAUACAUCUGUGAUAGUCAAGGAGUUAGAGAUAUAUACGAGACAGAUGGAAGCAAUGCAACAGCAGCCUCAGAACCCCUAGUUGUGCUGGUCAACAAAGGAACUGCGAGUGCAAGUGAAAUUCUAGCCGGUGCUCUCAAGGACAACAAGCGAGCCGUCCUCAUUGGAGAACCUACAUAUGGAAAAGGUAAAAUUCAGUCAGUUUUUGAGCUCUCUGAUGGUUCUGGCUUGGCUAUAACUGUUGCCCGUUACGAAACACCUGCCCACAUCGACAUUGAUAAGGUUGGGAUAAUUCCAGACCGGACCCUACCUGUUUCAUUUCCUAAAGACGAAGAUAGUUUCUGCGGCUGCCUUCAAGAUCCUGCAUCUGCUUGCUACUUGAACAAGGUUGAGCUAUUCUCUAGAUGAUGUUUGCUGAUAAGAUUAUUUAUGAUUUCUUCAUUCUUUUGAACAAAAUUCAUUGCAUGAGCUAGGCUUACUAGGUUAGAUGGUAUUUAAAGGCGAUGGUAUAUUUUUCCGUCACUGUAAACUCACAUGGAAGCAUUUAACGAAGACAUCGAAUUAAGUCGAUCGAUCUA